UUAUCCCUCAUUUACAAUCCCAAACACCCGUCAACUCCCCACCUCCCUCCUUCUUCCUUCUGCUCCAUUAAACCUGCAAAAAAAAAAAGUCGUUAUCGAAAGAACCUAAUCGAAGCAAAAGGAGACAAGGUCAUACUUUAAAGUCGAAAUGGUGUACGUAAUGUGGCAGAUCAGACCAAAAAAUGAAGUUGUCGACGUAUCAUCCUUAUAUGCGGGUGCACCCACAUGGUUUAGUAUUAAGCUUCAUCAUGGUGGGAAGUUUACUAAGUUACCUGACAUAAAGUAUACUGGAGGUGAAGUGCGUUAUGUUGAUUAUGUGGACAUAGAUGAGUUUUCUGUACAUGAACUUGAUGCCAUAAUGCUUGACCUAGGUUACCCAGACCCACGGAUGAUUGAAUUGAGUGUUGAAUCCCCAGUGAUAUACUACCAUUUCAGGAUACCCAAUGGUGACUUUCAAUUUGGUCUUAGAGCUUUAGGGAAUGAUCAGGAUGUUAUCAAUCUUUCUAAAUUUAUUCAAAAUAACAAGUUGAUUGAAGUGUACACAGAACAUGGGAAGACAAAUCUACUCACAUACUUCAUGUCUCCAAAUGCAAAGGGUAAAGUUGUCAUUGAGGAAUUACCAGAAAAUGAUGAUCAAGGGCUAAAUAUGAGGCUGAAGUUCAUGUAG
Messenger RNA from Lactuca saligna, 667 nucleotides. The record is from the annotation of a GenBank genome assembly. NCBI's taxonomy places the organism in Eukaryota, Viridiplantae, Streptophyta, Magnoliopsida, Asterales, Asteraceae.